GCAUAAAAAACGCGCACGACCACAAUUCCUUGCGCUAAAUAAAAUUUAGUUCAGAACCCCCUCUCUGCACAAAUUAGACUGCUGCUACGCUCGCUCGCUUCAGGCUCGCUCGCUCCGCAGCAACCACUGAACCACAGACAAAAAACUAGAAAGUGGUGUUUCACUAAUAAAUCAAAGUAAAGAACUGAAAACCUUCUAGAUGGAUUCCAUUCAAGGAUGUCAAGUUCUUUGUGAAGCGCUUGUUCAACAGGGAGUCAAAUAUAUGUUUGGAGUUGUUGGGAUACCAGUUAUUGAAAUUGCUAUUGCUGCACAAGCUUCAGGAAUAAAAUAUUUUGGCAUGAGAAAUGAACAGUCAGCAUGUUAUGCAGCAUCUGCUAUUGGCUAUUUAACACAAAGACCUGCAGUUUGUCUAGUUGUGUCUGGUCCUGGUCUGCUCCAUGCCCUAGGUGGGAUGGCAAAUGCAAUGGUUAAUUGCUGGCCAUUGAUAGUCAUUGGUGGUAGUAGCGAUAGAGACCAGGAGAGCAGAGGAGCCUUCCAAGAAUUCCCCCAGGUUGAAAGCUCUCGUCUGUACACUAAGUACGCCAGUCGACCAAACAAUGUCGCAAGCAUUCCAUUUAUCAUUGAAAAGGCUGUUCGUAGCAGUAUUUAUGGUCGUCCUGGUGUAUCCUAUAUUGACAUUCCAGGUGACAUGGUGCUUGGUACAACAAGAGACUCUAUAAGUGCUGUCCCAGAUUGCUUGCCGCCGCCAACAUCUCAGGCAGAUCCAACUGAUGUUGAACACGCUCUGGCCAUCUUGAAAUCGGCAAAACAACCGUUAGUUAUCAUUGGAAAAGGUGCUGGAUAUGGUCGUGCGGAGAAAGAAAUUUGUAAGUUUGUGGAGAGAUUUCAAUUACCAUUUCUACCGACGCCAAUGGGGAAAGGUGUGAUUUCAGAUGAGCACCCCCUGUGUGUUGCUGCAGCAAGAUCAAGAGCCUUGCUAAAAGCUGAUGUUGUAUUGUUACUUGGAGCAAGAAUGAACUGGAUUCUUCAUUUUGGUCUUCCGCCCAGAUUUAAUUCUCAAGUCAAACUUAUUCAGGUUGAUAUAUCUCCUGAAGAGCUUGGAAACAAUGUGAAACCAGCUGUCGCUUUGUUGGGUGACCUAUGUUCAAUUAUGAAACAGCUCAACUCCAGUACACAACACAAAACAGAAACUGAAUUUACAAUAUUACCAAGCUGGAGAAAUGAGUUGAAGAAAAAGAUGAUUGCCAACGUUCAAUCUAAAAAGGAACUUGAAAAUGAUGAUUCAAUUCCGAUGAACUUUUACAGAGCAUACAAAGAGAUCCGGCAAUUUGUACCACGAGAUUGUAUUCUUAUCAGCGAAGGAGCUAAUACGAUGGAUAUUGGCAGAACAGUUUUACCAUGUUAUCUACCACGACAUAGACUGGAUGCAGGAACCUUUGGUACAAUGGGAGUAGGUCUGGGUUUUGCGAUUGCUGCAGCAGUGUUGGUGAAAUAUAAAGAUGAAAGGUUGGAUCCUCCGGCAGGUCGUGUGGUUUGUAUCCAAGGUGAUAGCGCUUUUGGUUUCUCGGGAAUGGAACUGGAAACUGUUUUCAGAUACAACUUACCAAUAGUUUUCAUUAUUUUAAACAACAACGGAAUCUAUAAUGGCGUGGAUGAAGAAAGCUGGAAAGAUCUUGCAAGUUCAUCCGAAGGGGCUGCAAUAAGUGCUCCACCAACCGCACUGUCACCAUCAGCACGAUAUGAAAAAAUUAUCCAAGCAUUUGGAGGUACUGGAUAUUUUGUAAAAACACCACAAGAGCUAAACCACGCGCUGAAGGAAGCAUUUGAAAAAACGAAUGAAGCAUCGCUCAUCAAUGUCAUGAUAGAUCCUUUUUCGCAGAGGAAACAACAGGAAUUUACUUGGUUGACACGUUCAAAUUUAUGAGCUGUAAUAAAACCAGAAUGCAGAAUGGGCAACCUCUUACGUCCAAAUGUCAUGAGGUGUUCGUAUUUCAUGCGAUUGCAUAACAUAUAAACACUUUGCCACAACAAUGUAGAGGUCGAAAGUCUAUGAAUUGAAGUGCUAUAGAUCAAGAAGAGUAAAAGUGUUUACGAUAUAAUUGAAG
Messenger RNA from Dendronephthya gigantea, 2105 nucleotides. RefSeq names its product 2-hydroxyacyl-CoA lyase 1-like. The coding region runs from base 200 to 1924 and encodes 574 amino acids. The transcript has 18 exons. Gene Ontology annotation, biological process: fatty acid alpha-oxidation. Gene Ontology annotation, cellular component: peroxisome. Lineage: Eukaryota; Metazoa; Cnidaria; Anthozoa; Malacalcyonacea; Nephtheidae. The record is from RefSeq and is a predicted model, not a curated record. Gene Ontology annotation, molecular function: magnesium ion binding; thiamine pyrophosphate binding; catalytic activity.